Messenger RNA from Cuscuta europaea, 881 nucleotides. NCBI's taxonomy places the organism in Eukaryota, Viridiplantae, Streptophyta, Magnoliopsida, Solanales, Convolvulaceae. The record is from the annotation of a GenBank genome assembly.
AUCGAUAUUUAAAUUAUUAAUUAAGUGAUUUGAAAUUUAAAUCUCCUCCGCCGGCCGGCCGGGAAGCUAAGGGGCGCGCUGCCUCUUACCACACACGUACUUGGUUUGAUUUUAUCGCAUUAUAAUGGCGAGUGAUUCCGGUGAUGGUUCGAGGAAAUGCUGCUGCUUUCUGAUAAUUGUUCUUAUGAGUAUAAUUGUGGGGGUCAUUCUUGUGGCCUGUAACAGACACUCGUCGCCCUCCGGCGGCUCGAAACCGAAUUACCACGUCGUGGAUGCGAACAUGACAAACAUCGCUUAUAGUGGCGACGGCCUCACCGCCGACUUCAGGUUCACCCUCGCAGCCUCCAACCCCAACAAACACAAAACAGUUGACUUCACGAACUCCACAGAAGCAACAUCACUCUAUUUCAUUACGGCGGUGGUUGCGUCGUCCACCGCGCUGCCCGUCCCAUCCCCGCUGCAUCCAGGGAGCUCCGACAAUCUGUUCGGCUUCGAUCUCCACGCACAAGAUGCGCCUCUCAACGCCCACAACUCCGGAUUCAUGCGCCUAGAGGUGAAGUUAAUGGUCAGGUUGGAUGAAAAGUCAAAGUAUAGCCCUCUUAAGGUGAUAUGUCCUCGUCUCAAGUUCUCUUCCCAUGGUUUUGCGAACACCGAGGACCAAACGUGCGUCUCUGACUAGGGGGACUAGGUUCGUUGACCAUGGUCUAGCUCCAUAUACAAUUGAUUGAGAUCAUUUUUCAAACUUUUUUUGAACUUGUUUCAUUAGAAUCAUUUUAGAGACAAUGAAAUUAUAUUCAUGCUUGAGUUCCACAUUUUUAACCCUUUCAUCUCCAAGAGGUUGUCAAUUUUCAAGACUUAUUCAAUUCCUCGGGUACACUCAC